Molecule: messenger RNA, 1902 nt
Organism: Cryptococcus wingfieldii CBS 7118
Lineage: Eukaryota; Fungi; Basidiomycota; Tremellomycetes; Tremellales; Cryptococcaceae
Product: MFS transporter
Exons: 10
Coding region: 1-1902 (633 amino acids)
Biological process (GO): transmembrane transport
Molecular function (GO): transmembrane transporter activity
Source: RefSeq, a predicted model, not a curated record
AUGGAUGGCUCUCCCAACGAGAAAUUCCUGCAACAAAACUCUCCAUCUCCUACCAGAACGGCAUCUAGCGUCACCGUCCGCAACCCUUCCCCGCCCUCAGCAUCCAUGGCCUCAUCAUCAGCCCGCGAAACCGAGAAAUACAAAAUGACGACCCCCUUCACAUCACGUCCUGGCACGCCUGAAACGCCCCAUUCGACCGUACUAGAACAGCCGCCUCUGCCCAAUCUGAAAGCCACCAAUAGCAGGCGUUCACGCGGAGCUUCAACGAGCUCCAGGGUCUCGAGAGGAAUGGGUGGCGCCGUGUUCAGCCCACUCGAGCGGAGAACCAGUUCGCAGACUGCAGAAUUGCAGAAUGAGCUCAGAAGACAUGUGUCGUUACAUGGUAUACCGACAAGGCACGGCGAGCACGAGGUUUUGGAGCUACGGCAGGAAGUCUAUCUAGAGGAAGGGAAGGGGAAGGAGGAUGUUACGAUCAUAGAUUGGCUGCCACAUGAUCCUGGCCACCCGUACAAUUUUGCGACCUGGCGAAAGUAUGCCAUAUUGACAGCUGCCAAUAUUGCCACCUACAUUGCUGCUGCCAAUAUCGCCUCAGUCGCCGUACUGGCUGAUUUUGGUACCGCCUAUUUUGACAUAUCAAGAGAGAAAUGGAUCUUGUCUUUGACGUUGGCGAUGCUGGCCAUCGCUUGUGCCCCCCUAGCUCUGGCACCCUUGAGUGAAAGUUUUGGCAGGAAUCCUGUAUACCAGGUAACCUCGGUAUUAACAGCGGUGAUGUGGAUACCCCAGAUCUGGUCCAAUCAUAAUUACAGCGGUGUUCUUGCUGCUCGCUUCUUCCAAGGUGUAGGAAUGUCGGUAUCAAAUUCAAUGGUCGGCGGUACCGUCGCCGACCUUUUCCGGUCAGACCAAAGAGGGUUCGCGAUGAGUUUCUUCACUGCGUCCAUCUUUUGGGCGCAGGGUACUGGGAUCACUUUCUCAGGCUGGGCCGGAGAGAAGCUUGGCCUGCAAUGGGCUUGGGGCAUACAAGCUAUCAUCGCCGCAUUGUCUGUCGUCUACAACAUCUUCUUCAUGCGCGAAACGCGUGCCGACGUACUGCUAUCCCGACGAGCCAAAGCCAUGACGAAGAAAAUGGGCAAAAAGCAUAUCGCUGUGGUGGAUUUGGAGAGGACGGCAUUGUUGACGCUGAUCAAGGUGUCCAUCAUUAGGCCUUUACAUUACCUGAUCACGGAGCCGAUCGUCACCGCUCUUUCUCUAUGGUUCGGCUUUGCCUGGGGCUGUAUCUUCCUAGGGCAGAGUUCUGUUAUGUUGGUAUUCGAGCAGUACGGUUUCUCUGCUGCCGAGGCUGGCUCUUUCGAAAUUACGAUGGUUAUCGGAGCCACCAUCGGUCUCUUCGCCCAAUUCCACCAAGAAUCUCUCUACCGCCGCGCCGCUACCAAACACAACGGCAAAGCCCCACCCGAGGCGCGUCUCUACUGGGCCGCCUACGGCGGUCUGCUCUUCCCUCUGGCGUUGUAUGUCUAUGCCUGGACAGGGCAGCCGAGUAUACAUUGGGCGGUGCCGGGAGUGGCAUUGGUAUUUAUGGACUGGGGUGUGUUCAUGAUCUACAGUGGGGUCUUCACGUACCUCGCAGAUGCGUACGAGAUCUACUCGUCAUCUGCUCAAGCCGCCCAGAGUUUCUGUCGAAACGUCCUCGGUGGUGUCUUCCCUCUCUUCGCCCGUCAAAUGUAUAAAGGCAUGGGAUACCCACAGGCAUCCACACUAGUAGCAAGCGUCGCUUUGGGCCUCGCUACAGCUCCAUUCUUGUUGCUCAUGUUUGGCAAGAAGUUGAGGGCGAAGAGUAAGGUCACGAGUCAACUAUUCCAGGAUAAGGAGGAGGAGGUCAAGGAGGAGAGGGCGGCAUCAGCAUAA